Chironomus riparius is the source of this 1146-nucleotide messenger RNA. The record is from the annotation of a GenBank genome assembly. Lineage: Eukaryota; Metazoa; Arthropoda; Insecta; Diptera; Chironomidae.
AUGUGUUUACAAAAAUCACAUUUAAUUUUUAAUUCUUUAAAUUAAAUUAAAAUGGAACCAGAUAUAGCAAAGGAAUCAGUGCUCAAGGAGAGCAUUCAAAUGUCGAAAGACACUCCAAUCGUCCAAGGAUAUGAUUUUAAUAAAGGAAUCAAUUAUGACGAGCUAUUGCAAAGUUUUGGAAAGUGUGGAUUUCAAGCAACGAAUUUCGGCAAAGCGACUGAAGAAAUCAAUAAGAUGCUUAAGGAUAGACAUGAAGAAUUGACAGGCGAAGAUGUCGACAGCUAUGAAGAGGAUGAGUUUAUUAAAAGAAAACAUAAAUGUACUGUUUUUCUUGGAUAUACAUCAAAUAUGGUCAGUAGCGGCUUAAGAGAAAAUAUUCGAUUCCUUGUACAGCAUAAGCUUGUAGACUGCAUUGUGACAACAGCUGGUGGAAUAGAAGAAGAUUUUAUUAAAUGCCUGGCUCCAACAUUUUUGGGAUCUUUCGAACUCCAAGGAAAGGAGCUGCGCGAAAAAGGAAUCAACAGAAUAGGAAACUUGCUUGUCCCUAAUGAUAAUUAUUGUUUAUUUGAAAACUGGAUCAUUCCACUUUUGGAUGAGAUGUUGAAGGAACAAAAGGAAAACGACAUUAUUUGGACACCAUCAAAAGUUAUACAAAGACUAGGAGAAAGAAUAAAUCAUGAAGAAUCAAUUUAUUACUGGGCAGCAAAAAAUAAGAUUCCAGUAUUUUGUCCAGCACUUACUGAUGGUUCUUUAGGUGAUAUGAUGUACUUUCAUUCAUUUAGAAAUCCAGGAUUAAUCCUUGACAUCAUCUCUGAUCUUCGGAGAUUAAAUACAAUAGCUGUAAAGUCAUUAAAUAGUGGUAUAAUAAUUUGCGGUGGUGGACUCAUAAAGCAUCAUAUAUGUAAUGCAAAUUUAAUGAGAAACGGCGCAGAUUAUGCAGUUUAUUUAAAUACAGCAUCAGAGUAUGAUGGAUCAGAUAGCGGCGCUAGAUGUGAUGAGGCUGUAAGCUGGGGAAAAAUCAAACAAACAGCAACUCCAGUAAAAAUUUAUGGUGAGGCUUCCAUAAUUCUUCCACUUCUUAUAGCACAAACGUUUGCCAAAUAUCAUUUUUGUCAAAUAUCCCCUAAAGAUAAGCAAUAAAUGCAA